AUGAACUCGGACGGUACAAUUUUCGGUCAGGACGACCUCUUUUGGUCCACAUACCUCCGAGGCCGUCCCAAGGUCCCAGACACCUUCUUCACGCGCCGUCUGCGUACCCAGUUCGACCAUAUCAUUGUAUCUGAUAUUGUUCCUGAAAAUAUCAAGUUGGCCCGGGCUCGUCUUCUCGCCGAAGCCCCGGAAUCACGCCCCCCGUCCCCAGGCUACAGCUUUCGUGUCGCCAGUCUCGAGUCAGCUUACGAUAUCCCCCCUGGAUCGGUUGACCUGAUCUUUGCCACAAACGUCAUGCACUUUGCCGAGCCCCAAGAUACCGCCAUGGCCGUCCUCGCCCGCCAGCUGCGGCCCGGAGGCACCUUUGCCGCCGCCCUAUUUGGUCCGGCCAACUUUGACGAUGAUGAGGUACAAGCCCUAUGGGGGGAAAUCAGCCAGACGGGCGGGCGAGAGCUGCUGCGUGGAGCUGACCAGCCAGAGCACACCAAGCGCGUCAUGGCUCGAACCCAAGGUAAAUACAACGUGGCACCGCUGUCGAGUAGAUUGUUCGAGGCUGGUGCGCAGCGACUACAUUUCAAUAUGGGCGAUCACGGAGAGCGUGGCAUCCAGGGCAUGCUGCCACCGGAGGAAACAUACUCCGUUAAAGAGUUAGAUUACACGGGACCCGAUGACGUUGAACGUUUUGCCAAGGACAAAGACUGGGACUUCGAGACGGAUUUGGUCGGUAUCAAGGAACACUUCGCAUCAUUUCCAUUUGUCUCUAAGUUUCCUGGUGCUUUUGUGGACCUGUAUGCGGAACUGGACAGACUGGUUGGCGACAAGAAAGUACGUGGUACAUUUCCGGUCAAGAUCAUAUUGGCCACUCGGCAUUCAGACUAG
Molecule: messenger RNA, 879 nt
Organism: Grosmannia clavigera kw1407
Lineage: Eukaryota; Fungi; Ascomycota; Sordariomycetes; Ophiostomatales; Ophiostomataceae
Product: methyltransferase type 11
Exons: 2
Coding region: 1-879 (292 amino acids)
Molecular function (GO): S-adenosylmethionine-dependent methyltransferase activity
Source: RefSeq, a predicted model, not a curated record